This is a messenger RNA of Strongylocentrotus purpuratus (purple sea urchin), 1067 nucleotides long. RefSeq lists its product as uncharacterized. Gene Ontology annotation, molecular function: death domain binding; protease binding. The transcript is spliced from 2 exons. The record is from RefSeq and is a predicted model, not a curated record. Lineage: Eukaryota; Metazoa; Echinodermata; Echinoidea; Camarodonta; Strongylocentrotidae. Gene Ontology annotation, biological process: regulation of apoptotic process. The coding region runs from base 208 to 771 and encodes 187 amino acids.
UCACUCUAAGAUGCCCGCACGUCGUCGGCGCACUGCUUACUAGUUAUACCAAGGAUAAUGAGAAAGGAUUCCACUUUUGUAUAUAUUUUUCAGAAAGCCGAACAGUGCAAGUGAUAUAUGAAGAGGUACUGUAGUCCUGUUCUCUAGAUUUUAUACUACUGUUAACAGCGGCACUCCUUCAUCUGGGAAGAGGCGAGAUAAAACAAGAUGGACGUCCGGUACAGGGAAAAGCUACAACAGAAUGCAGACGUCAUCAUCGACGAGAUCGAUGCGGAGCACGUGUGUCUAUACCUCAACGGAACGGUCCUCACGUCCUUCGAAGUCGAUAAGAUCUACGCUGUCAAGUCCCGCCAGGAGCGCGCACGGCGACUUCUCAACCUGAUCAUGACCAAAGACACCCUGGCGUAUCAACACUUCCGGUACGCGCUCCGCGAGCGAUACUCGGAUAUCGUACGCAAGUUGGACAAUACGGCCGUCUGCACUAAUUCGGAAAAUGAGAAUGGAGAGUUUGAACAGAAGCGCGUCUUGAAGCGGCGUGACUCACUCGUCCUCAACAUACAGACUGAAGAACUUGUGGAUUACAUGAAGCAAGAGGGCGCGCUAACCAAUGAUGAUUGUAACAGGAUAAGGGCUGGUGCGAGCAAGGAGGACAAAGCGAGGAUUAUGGUGGACUCACUCUCGGACAAGGGACCUCAGGCCUACAAGACUUUGUCACUAGCCAUCAGGGCCAGACAACCAAAACUCGCUAAAAUAUUUGAGAAAACAGACUGAGGCAUUUGAAGUUAGGCCUAUUUUAAACAAAAAAGAGUUGUUAAACAAAAAGUUGGUAUAUUGAUCCUCAUAUACUCGACAAAACCUACUCAUGUGGACAAAAUAUGACUGCUGAAAUAUAUUCAUUUACUCCAAAAUAUGCUGGGCGACAAAAUAUGUAUUAGCAUAUUGCGCUCCUGUUAUCAUUGGUGUAUAUGGACGAAUACUAUAUGCGCUAUACAUGUAUAGCCGUAUUGGGAAGAAAUUUCGAAUUCUAGAGAAAAACGUUUUAAAAUAAACUCAGUCUAUGUUGAAAA